ACGGCGUCGUAUCAAUCCGUCCACUGCACAUAAAGAUAUUCGCCGUGCGACACGAUAAACUGAACUACUCCUACAAUCAACGAUAUAUUGAUUCUCUUCUCUCUUCGGUAGCAGAAGGAACAAAGCGAAAGAAAGAAAAUCAAUGGCGUCCAAGGACAAGAAAUCAUCAAAUCCCUCCUCCAGCAGAGCUGGCAGAAUCCGUACACUCUCCGAUCUCAACCGCCCGUCCGUUGACUCCGACUCCGACUCCGAUGAACCUCAGGAGUAUUACACCGGCGGCGAGAAGAGUGGAAUGCUUGUCCAGGAUCCCUCAAAGGGUAAUGACGUGGAUGCAAUUUUCAAUCAAGCAAGGCAACUUGGAGCUGUAGAAAGGCCUAUUGAUCAACUUCAGGAGCCACCAAGGUCAACAAGCUUUACUGGAACUGGCAGGUUACUCUCAGGGGAAACUGUACAAUCUGCUUCUCAGCAACCCGAGGCUGUUGUUCAUAACAUUGUUUUUUGGACUAAUGGUUUCACUGUAAAUGAUGGGCCUUUGAGGAGUUUGGAUGACCCUGAAAAUGCUUCAUUUUUAGAGAGCAUAAAAAAAUCCGAGUGUCCAAAAGAGCUUGAACCUGCAGAUAGGAGGUCGUCUGUCAAUGUUAAUCUCAUAAGGAGGAAUGAGAAGUAUCCUGAACCCGAGAAGCGUCAUGUUGCAUUUCAAGGUUUGGGAAGAACUCUAGGAAGCAGCUCUUCUUCAGGAUCACCAGAGCCAAGCUCAACUCCUCCCAACACUGCUCCAACCCCUUCUGCCGGCCUGGUGGUGGAUCAGUCAUUGCCAACAACCUCAAUACAGCUCAGGUUGGCCGAUGGAACCCGCUUGAUAUCACGCUUCAAUUAUCACCACACGAUUGGCGACAUCCGUGGCUUCAUUAACGCCUCUAGACCUGGGGGUGCAGGUAAUUAUCAACUUCAGGUGAUGGGUUUCCCUCCAAAGCUUCUCUCCGACGAAACUCAGUCUAUAGAGCAGGCAGGACUGGCAAAUUCGGUUGUCAUCCAGAAAUUCUAGCAGCUGUACAAAGGCUGCUGUUACGUCACAGGGGUCUUUACUGGCAUAAAUGCUGCUGUAUUAAUGUGAACCAGUUUUCUACUGAUAGAACCUAUCAGGGUUUUUCCAUAGUGAGUUUUGAUGAGGGAUUUCGGCGUGUUGUCCUUUAACUGUCAUUAUCAAAAGAAACAGGGUGGGUGCGGGUUCAUAUUUUCUUGUUGCCUAAAAUUUUAUGAUGUUUUCUGUUGCUUUAGGUUCAGUUAGAUGGCUUGGCGUUUCGGCCCAAAUGUAUGUGGAAAAGGGUAUCAUAAUUGUGUUUUUGCUAUCAACUUGCUGAGCCUAAUGGCUGAAUUUUGAAGUAUACAUUGAACACUUGGUUGAACUCGAAA
This is a messenger RNA of Arachis duranensis, 1413 nucleotides long. Its product is annotated as plant UBX domain-containing protein 4. The transcript is spliced from 4 exons. Gene Ontology annotation, cellular component: cytosol; nucleus. Bases 143 to 1045 code for a protein of 300 amino acids. Gene Ontology annotation, molecular function: ubiquitin binding. The record is from RefSeq and is a predicted model, not a curated record. NCBI's taxonomy places the organism in Eukaryota, Viridiplantae, Streptophyta, Magnoliopsida, Fabales, Fabaceae. Gene Ontology annotation, biological process: membrane fusion; autophagosome assembly; proteasome-mediated ubiquitin-dependent protein catabolic process.